CUCCGACACUCUUCAACUCACGACAAGUAGAUUCAAGGGUCCACUCACACGGGUGUUUUCUCCAAAAUGCCCUUAUUCAAUCGUACUCAGGAGUCCUCCACACGGACAAAUAGGAUCAUAGGACAGUAGGACACUUUUGUAGAGAGGACACACGGACUGGUGGACUAUGGAGGACGAGAGAAUGAACAGGGCACCAGGAUCAAGGAAGCAGCUCUCAUUGCGAUGUCUGUCGUGCAGAGAAGAGUACUGCUCAACCGACGCAGGCACCUGCAAAGAGUGCUACGAAGAAGCCAGCGAAACGGAAGAAGAGCUCAAGAGUGAGAUUGAAGAUCUCAAGGCUAAAGUUGCUUUCCUUCGCUUAGGCUCUUCUCCUCUCGACUCCCACAAACGAUCUUCCUCCAUUGGCUUCUCUGACGUUGUUUUGGUCGCCUCUGAUGAGUUUCACUCCAACCCAGUUUCUCUCCUUGCUCAUAAAGCUGUUUUGGCAAGUCGGUCCCCAGUGUUCAAAGCCAUGCUAGAGAUUGAAAUGGAGGAGAGCCGUAGUGGCACCAUCAGUAUCAGUGAUGUGUCCUAUGAUGCCCUGCGAGCUUUUGUCAACUAUUUGUACACUGCAGAAGCAUGUCUUGAUGAGCAAUUAGCAUGUGAUCUCUUGGUUCUAGCUGAGAAAUAUGAAGUAAAACAUUUGAAGAUGUACUGCGAGAAGUUCUUAGUGUCCAAACUGAAUGGGGACAAUUCAGUUGCAAGCUACAGUUUUGCACAUCAGUAUAAUGCUAAUCACUUGCUUCAGUCUGCUUUGUCCAUGAUCAUUGAGGACAUGGACAACUUGACCAAAUCAGAGGAAUAUACUCAUCUUGUUGAGAAGGAUCCAAGGCUUGUGGUGGAAAUAUACGAGGCUUACCUAUCGAAACAAACUAACACUGCUGCUAGAAGCGAUUGAUCAUGUUUAGUUGAUUACUGACUUGUUGGCGAUGUGGAUAUGUAUUAAUUGUGUAUGUAAUUUGUGUAGGGAAGUUUGGAUUAUGAUUAGGCAGUGCACAUAAGGGUAUGAAGCAGUAGGAUCAGUAUCCUGCUUUCCAUAAUGACAGACUCAAUUUGUGAGUAUCAUUGGCAAAUUUUUGAGAUCAUGUAUGAAUCUCCUUUCACCCUUUCUUGAUAGUUGAUCACAUUUUGUUAGUCUUUCUUAAGGAACCAAAUUUUAAAAAAUUUCAUUCACUUAUUAAUAAUUUACAUUUCCACCAA
Molecule: messenger RNA, 1239 nt
Organism: Chenopodium quinoa (quinoa)
Lineage: Eukaryota; Viridiplantae; Streptophyta; Magnoliopsida; Caryophyllales; Amaranthaceae
Product: BTB/POZ domain-containing protein At4g08455-like
Exons: 2
Coding region: 167-937 (256 amino acids)
Biological process (GO): proteasome-mediated ubiquitin-dependent protein catabolic process; regulation of proteolysis
Cellular component (GO): cytoplasm
Molecular function (GO): ubiquitin protein ligase binding
Source: RefSeq, a predicted model, not a curated record